Molecule: messenger RNA, 759 nt
Organism: Ramularia collo-cygni
Lineage: Eukaryota; Fungi; Ascomycota; Dothideomycetes; Mycosphaerellales; Mycosphaerellaceae
Exons: 3
Coding region: 1-759 (252 amino acids)
Source: RefSeq, a predicted model, not a curated record
AUGUCGAUGGGUCGUUCGGCUAAGCUCAUCCCCGCGGAGUUCAUGUAUUUGAGAAUUCCUCAACAGACCCCAAACAAAUCGCAUGUAGACAUCGAUCAUCACAGGAUGCCGUUGUUCAUCGCCAAUGACGAUGAAGAGUGGUCGACACUCGCAAAGCCGAAAAAAGACGCCCUCAUGCGUGGCAUACAAUACAUCACCGUCACGUUUCGGGCCAUCACAUCGUUGAUAGCGUUCGCGUUUUACGAAUUGACGCUGAGCCUGGGACUCGGUGUGUCUUUCCCAGACGUACCAUUCGGCGAGCAUCAGUCAGGCGUGAUGCAGCAGCCCUUGUCAUUUCUCGUUGCUCUGGCAAUGUAUGGUGUCAUUACGAGGCAGCUGGCAGUGUACAUGGGGCAGAAUUUCCACCCAUCUCGAAGAUCUCUUGAGUGGGCAAGCGCAGCCGUCAUUCGCUGGACGGUUCCCAUCGUCAUCCGGAUCGGGUCCUCGUACUGCGCCGGCAUCGCGUAUCACACACUCGCUGCGACAAUGGGGCGUGGGCUAUGUAUUCCUUUUGACGAGAUCCUGRUAUGGCCGCCGCAGCGCGGACCAUGGAUGGCCUCGCUGGCCGUGAUGUACGGGACAUCCUGUGUGGUUGGUCGCUUGGUCAAGGAGCUGCUGGUCUGGGCAUGUGAGCCCAGUGAGCUCAUCGUGGGGAACAAUGAGAAGGUGAAGCGUCGUGAUAAGAAAAGGACCAUGCGGGUGGGCGAUGGCGUGAUGUAG